UGAUGGGGCAAUAGCCUACGAUCGAAUGCGGGAACCAACAGACUGCAUGCUUAUAGUCGCAUGCACUUGUAGCCUUCAUAUCAACUGGGAGAAUAGGCUAUUUGAAGUUGAAAAGUACAGUUGAUUCCUGUCGUUGAUAGUUCUUAGAUACGAAAUGGAUGCCAAUCCAUCCUUCUCGCUGGCAUGUCUUUACAGAAGCGAUCCAAUUUAUUCGCUCUGUGCCUCAGAUUUAAUGACCGCUUCUCAAACUGUGAACAAUAAUUUCAUAAAGGAACAGAAGCAACUUAUGAAGACUCUGAAGAGGCUGGAGCAGCAGCAGCUUACCUGCAUGCGUCAGCUGAACGAGGAGCAGAGGACCUUUGCCUUCGUCAUGAACAAGAGGCUAAGCCAGAGGGGCGCUACAAGGCCUCAAACGCUCCCCUCCACCUCAGUCUCCACUUCCAUCGUCCCUCUGUCCAUUAGAGGGUCCCGGUCUGCCCCGGCUGCUCUCGCCACCCGCAAUGGGGCCAACAGAGUUGGCAGUGCCAAGAGCGCCAACAGCAGAGUCAAGUUUGAGCAGUCUUCUUCCAGCCUCUCGCCGUGGGCAGUGAAAUUACAGAAGAAGAGUAUGGAGAUGCAAGACAGGGAUGCAAGGGAGGUUUUGAAGGAGUAUGGGGCCUCGGCUGGUCAAAGGUGUUGUUGUGAAUGUGGUCACACCAGGGAGCUGUUGGACAGGAGACUGAGUUGUCCAGCCAUAUUACAGAGGCAUCACUCUUGAUUCUGCUACGGUAUGGGGUGUCAUGGAUGUACGAUACAGUAUAUUGCUACAGGGGGGUGCGAGAGUUUCUCUUGAACAUCAUCUACCUACUCGUACUGGAUCGAUAUAGCUACCUUAUUUAUUGGAGGUUAUGCCAUUCCAAUGGAUAUCUGAACAGCAUUUUACGUCAUGACCGAUAAAUGAGUAACACUGUACGUCAUGACAGCUUCAUAAUAAGUUACAUGAACUAUGUCAACAUGUCAUUACACCUUUAACUGUUUACAAUACAUGAAAAAUGACACUGACUUGUCACUUGACAUUCAGUGACAUAAGAUGCCUUUACAUCUUUUGACAUUUGUUAUGUCAUGUUUAUGACCAUAAUAUGACACUGUUAUGACGUACAGUUCAAAUAUAGUGUUACCAAGGUACAUUCUGUGUUCACCUAUAUAACUUGUUUCCUGAAGAUGACAACAUAAUAUGUAUAUAUUGUUUUUGUUUUUCUCAUGGGAAGUUGAAUGCCAAGUUUUAUUUUUUAUCAAAAUGUAAAUUGAAUCUGACUUUUACUCAAAGGAAUAUGUUCAUAAUGUUUUUGUUUUAUUUAUGACAGAUUUUUAUGUGUGUAGUUUACCAAAUAAACUGUAAACUGUAGUUUAUACUGUAUGUUGAGGUUGGAAUUCAAACAUUUGAUUUUAGACCAAUGACAGCAUUAAGAGAUGAAAACGAUUGGACCGUAGCAGCAACAUUGUAUCGACUCUACUUAUCUGAAAGUAAUGACAUCAUCCUGUGUGACGCAUUGGGAAACAACGUUCAACGGAAGGAAAUCACAGAAGAUUGCGCAGAGUUGAGGACGUAGGCUAGCAAUCGCUUGUACAGCACUACAACAAAAUAAUUUAGUUAAAAUAUUUAGUAUUGUCAAAAGUUGGUACUCAAAUUGUAUCUACACUGAGAGUCCAAACUGGAAGGACAGAAAAGUAACGUGUACCGUUCCAGGAAGAAAACCACUAAAGAGAUUGAGUGCAAUAUUGUGCCGAAAUCAGAACAUUAUGGGAGCUGUCUUUGGGGCCUUUUCUGUCGCAAGCUGGGUGCCAUGUCUAUGUAGCAGUGCGACAUGCUUGCUGUGCAGAUGCUGUCCCCAGAGCAAGAACUCCACGGUGACGCGAGUCAUCUACGCCUUCAUCCUGUUGCUAGGGACCAUUAUAGCCUGCAUCAUGCUGUCCCCGGGAGUGGACGAGCAGCUAAAAAAGAUUCCUGGGUUCUGUGAAGACGGAGCAGGCUCUUCUAUCCCAGGAAUCCAUGCCAACAUGAACUGUGAGAUCUUUGUGGGCUAUAAAGCCGUGUACCGGGUGUGCUUCGGCAUGAGCAUGUGUUUCCUGGUGUUCGCUCUGAUUAUGAUCAACGUCAAGAACAGCCGAGACCCACGCUCUGCCAUCCACAACGGGUUUUGGUUCUUUAAGAUUGCCACCAUGGUUGCAGUGACAGUCGGUGCCUUUUAUAUCCCUGAGGGGCCUUUCACUCACCUGUGGUUCGUGGUGGGUAUCUGUGGGGCAUUCUGCUUCAUCCUGAUCCAGCUGGUCCUGCUGGUGGAUUUUGCCCACUCCUGGAAUGAGUCCUGGGUGGAUAACAUGGAGAGCGGGAACUCCAGGGGCUGGUAUGCUGCCUUGCUCGCUGUAACUGGACUCAACUACAUCAUGUCCUUUAUCGCCGUUGUCCUGAUGUACCUGUUCUACACUCAGUCAAAGGGCUGUCUGCUCAACAAAUUCUUCAUCAGUUUCAACAUGAUUCUCUGUGCUGUAGCCUCUGUCGUGUCCAUACUGCCCAGAGUACAGAAAUUCCAGCCCCAAUCCGGUCUACUCCAGUCCUCCUUCAUGACUAUGUACACCAUGUAUCUGACCUGGUCGGCCAUGACCAACGAGCCUGACCGUACAUGUAACCCCAGCCUGCUGAGCAUCUUCCAGCAGACACUGGUGCCCACGCUGGCCCCACUGGAGAUCGAGAACCAGACGACUGUGGUGAUCAUUGGCACCGAAGAGCCCAUCCUCUCCUCCCCCUAUCUGCAGUGGUGGGACGCCCAGAGCAUUGUGGGAUUGGCCAUCUUCAUCCUCUGCAUCCUCUACUCCAGCAUCCGCUCGUCCAACACCAGCCAGGUGAACAAGUUAACCAUGGCCUCUAACGACACAGUGAUCCUGGAAGAGAGUAAAGCAGGCACCCCGGACGAGGAGGGAGGGACGGGGAGCAAGGGUCCAAGGCGUGUGGAGGAUAACGAGAGGGACACGGUCCAGUACAGCUAUUUCUUCUUCCACUUCAUGCUCUUCCUGGCUUCGCUCUACAUCAUGAUGACUCUCACCAACUGGUACAGUCCUGAUGCAGACUACAAUGCCAUGACCAGCAAGUGGCCGGCGGUUUGGGUGAAGAUCUCCUCCAGUUGGGUGUGCCUUACCCUCUAUACCUGGACCCUGGUCGCCCCAAUGAUACUCACCAACCGGGACUUUAGCUGAAAACGGUUCCACCAACGCAGUAUUUUCUUUUCACUUUCCUUAUUGUCAUUCCUGAUUUAGUAAAAGAAAACUGUGCGUUUUACAUAGACAUUGACCACAUUGCCUACAUUUCAAAUGAUUUCCUGUCAAAAUGAACUGUUUUGUUUUGUGUAUUAGAUGUUGAUGGUUUCGCAUAACAAAUCUCUUUAGUUAGCCUUUUAGAUGCAUUAGAAGACAUAUAUUCACAUAUGAACCUGGUGUUAAAUCGCUAACCUUGUUGGUACAUUUGAAGGUUUACACAUGUGUUUUUUAGUCCAUUUUGUGCAAUUAGGGACCAAAUCAUGUAUUGAUGGUUGACCUUUAUGUCAAAGGAACAUUACAUUUUUUUAUUUUGUUGUACAUUCUCUAAAUGUGAAUUCAUCUUUGACUGACUGGCAUUACAAACCAAAUAUAAGAAUGUAAGAUCCUUUAUCUCUUGAGUAAAUAUAAACGGAGUAUACCAAACAUUAGGAACACCUUCCUAAUACUGAGUUGGAUCCCCCCUUUUGGACUCAGAACAGCCUCAAUUUGUUGGGGUAUGGACUCUACAAGGUG
Salvelinus namaycush (lake trout) is the source of this 3804-nucleotide messenger RNA. RefSeq names its product serine incorporator 3-like. NCBI's taxonomy places the organism in Eukaryota, Metazoa, Chordata, Actinopteri, Salmoniformes, Salmonidae. The record is from RefSeq and is a predicted model, not a curated record. The transcript is spliced from 12 exons. Gene Ontology annotation, cellular component: membrane. The coding region runs from base 1780 to 3231 and encodes 483 amino acids.